AUGGUCGAAUAUCUGGAAAAGGAGCAUCGGAAGCAGCCCCACGGAAAGAUACCAGCUCGCAAUGCUCGCGUUGAGGUUGUCGUCAAAGGCCACAAUGAGCAGAAUGAACUUUUCGAGCUCGUGGUUGAGCUCGAUACAGAGAAGGUCGCUAGCAAGAAGCAUCAGAGAGGCAAGCACUCAUACAUUGACGCCGAGUACAUGAAAGCAGUGGAACAAGCUUGUCUGGCCAAUGAGGAGGUCCAGGCUGAGAUCCGGACGUUGGAUCUUCCUGCUGGGUCAACUGUCGUCGUCGAACCCUGGGCAUAUGCCACAGACGGUAUGAAUGAUAUGACGACUCGCAUCAGCAUGGUUGGUGUAUCCGUGCCUUUAUGUUGGUUCUACCUGCGCCUAUUAGAGAAUGCCGAUGCCAACUACUACGCCUACCCUCUGGACAUAUGUGCAGAGGUAUCAGAGGUUCUUGAGGUCACCAAAGUCUACCGCCUACCCACCAAACCGGAGGAGAGAAUCAACAAUGAAAAGAAGAAGUUUGAUCGCAACCGAAUCCACUACACAGCUGCAAGCGAAUAUCAUCCCGAUCUUAGACCCAGCCCAAGAACGACCACCAAACCCUACCAGGUCAUACAACCAGAGGGCCCGUCGUUUCGGAUCCACGGUAACCACGUUGAAUGGGAGAAGUGGAACUUCAGAGUUGGCUUCAAUUAUCGCGAAGGAAUGACCCUGCACGAUAUUCGCUAUGACGGUCGAAACGUCUUCUACCGCCUUGCUCUGGCUGAGAUGUUUGUCCCUUAUGGCGAUCCCAGGGCGCCCUAUCCUCGCAAGGCUGCCUUUGACCUAGGAAAUGAUGGUGCUGGUAUCAAUGCUAAUAACCUCCAGCUCGGGUGUGAUUGCCUCGGGACCAUCAAGUACUUUGACGCUUACCACAAUACUCCCUCAGGAGAGCCAUUGAAGAUGCCCAACGUGAUGUGUUGCCACGAGCAGGAUGAUGGCAUUCUGUGGAAGCAUACCAAUUUCCGCACACAGAACCCUGUGGUGACUCGGUCUCGGAUCCUCGUUCUGCAAAUGAUCAUAACGGUCAGCAACUACGAAUACAUUUUUGCCUUCCACUUCUCCCAAGAUGCAUCGAUAAAUUUUGAGGUGCGUGCAACUGGCAUCUUGUCUACCGUGCCCGUCGACUUGAGUGUCAAGGAUAAGGUUCCUUUCGGUACUGUGGUUGCUCCUGGAGUUUUGGCCCCAUACCACCAGCACCUGUUCAGUCUCCGUAUCGAUCCUGCAAUCGAUGGGCAUGCCAACUCACUCGUUGUAGAGGAAUCAAAGGCCAUGUCUGCCAAUGAUUCGCCCAUCGAUUCGCCCAUCGAUAACCCGUUCGGCAAUGGCUACAUGACAGAGAGUCAGACUAUUGAGGAGGAGGGCGGGUUUGAUCUUGACAUUAACAAAAACCGCACGUUCAAGAUUAUCAACGAGAGCAAGAUGAAUCCCAUCACAGGUACUCCUGUUGGGUUCAAGCUUAUGCCUCACUACAGCCAGAUGCUGCUUGCUCACCCCGACUCAUAUCAUGCCAAACGUUCCGAGUUUGCUGCUCAUGCUGUCUGGGUAACCCGCCACGAAGAUGGCGAAAACUUCCCCGCAGGCAAGUACACCAUGCAAUCUGCUGGCGGCGAUGGGAUUGCUUCCGUGAUUGCCAGGCGAAGGGAUUCCGGUGCUCCUCAGUCUGUGCGAGAUCAGGAUAUCGUCAUUUGGCAUACCUUUGGCUCAACCCACAACCCUCGGAUUGAGGAUUGGCCCGUGAUGCCAAGCGAGAAGCUCAUGGUUGGACUCAAGCCUGUUAACUUCUUUUCUGGAAAUCCUGGCCUGGAUGUUGCAGUAUCCACGCAAGCCAAAAACAAGAGUGUAUUAUACGCUGAAAGCGAUGGAGAGGGUGCAGGACCCUGCUGCCACUCCAAAUUAUAG
Molecule: messenger RNA, 1947 nt
Organism: Clonostachys rhizophaga
Lineage: Eukaryota; Fungi; Ascomycota; Sordariomycetes; Hypocreales; Bionectriaceae
Source: the annotation of a GenBank genome assembly